UCCCUCCUAUAAAACACAUUCUCCUCUCUCACCAUUCAAUUCAAUCCUCCAUCCUCCCAAACCAAAGAGGAAAAAACAGAGAGCAGGCAGACAUAUAUAUAAUAUAAAAAUGGCAAAAUCGUGUGCAAUCAUUCUUGUUUCUGCCCUUUGCUUUCUGUCCUUCCUCGACAUCGCCCUCUCCUCCAAGGAUCGCUUCUUCAUUGAGGGAAAGGUGUAUUGCGACACUUGCCGAAUCCAGUUCUUCACUCGCGUCAGCAAAUACUUGCCCGGGGCUAAGGUGAAAUUGGUUUGUCGGGAGGAGGCGAAUGCCGGGAACGAGACAUUCACCGGGGAGGGGGUGACGGACAAGAACGGAGUUUACAAGAUAGAGGUUGACGGAGACCAUGAGGAGGAGAUUUGCGAAGUGUCAUUGUUGGAGAGUGCGGAUGAGGAAUGCAGUGACAUUCCUACCGAUGGUUAUGGACAUUUUGCCAGAGUUAGCAUUACUGGUAACAAUGGUAUUAUUAAUCCUGUUCGUCAAGCCAAUCCACUUGGGUUUUUGAAGAAGGAUGCUCUUCCACAAUGCAAGGAGGUUCUUCGUGAGCUUGGCUUUGAUGAUGUUGGCAUUCUCGUUUAAUUCUUUUUAACCAUUCAUGUGCAUCUAAUUAACUUCAAUCUCCCAUGUGUUACCACCCUCACUCCUUCUCCUUCGAUGUAUUGUGUUGAGAGAAGCCCUGUUGUUUAAUUAACAAACUAUAUAGAACACUCAAUCACGCAUGGCUUUUCUUUAAUA
This is a messenger RNA of Cucumis sativus (cucumber), 772 nucleotides long. RefSeq names its product olee1-like protein. Bases 110 to 616 code for a protein of 168 amino acids. The record is from RefSeq and is a predicted model, not a curated record. Lineage: Eukaryota; Viridiplantae; Streptophyta; Magnoliopsida; Cucurbitales; Cucurbitaceae. The transcript has 2 exons.